UUCAAGGAUCUGUAAAGGAAUAAAAAAAAGUAUUAACAUUCGAAAGAUUUUGAAAGAUUCUUCGAUGAAAUCCCGCUCACUAGCGCCAAUCUAGUGGCGACGCGUACAAGUUCUACAAUUAUGGUGGGGGAUUGAAGUACUUGGAAGCUGCUUCCAUCCAAUCGGCAGAGUGUUCAGUAUUCGUUCAGCCGCGUGUGGGACAGUUUUGUUGUCCCCGGCUGAGGAGUUCUUCUCCUUCGUGUAAACAAACAACUUUCUUGAGAUCGCGAUAGACUUUUGAUAAACACACAAGGACACAACAGUCUAGAAUCGAAGAAAUUUCUUGUCAGAAUAUACGUGAAGAGACUCUCGCGUCGAGUUAUCGUACUUUUCGUGCAAAAUCACAGAACGAUUUCAAAAACAAUUGGCAAAUGAAGAGACAGUGAUUUUUUGUGAAACUGUGGACUGUCAAGAGGACCUCUAAGCAUCAUGACAGGACCGGAGAGCUUUGACGUCUCUACCAAGACCCAGGAUUUUUAAUUCUACAUAAUCGAUUCGGGACCACCUUGGCGCCUGUUAUUGCAAGGCUCUCUUUAAAUGGCCAGGAGAGACCACCGCGACGCGGUACGACGUCGGGCGUCGUGUCGUCGUCCUCUCGUAGAAGACAAUUAACCACGGAAAAUGGCGUCUCCACUGUUCGUUGUUCUCGUAGCUCUCACGCUUGUCGCGACUGUUCGCGCGACUGAGGAUUUUCGACACAUUUCCUACAACGAUCUCGUGGACAAGAGCAAUCUAUUUCACGAAGAAAAUGUGACGACCUACUCGCAGUUGCUCUUCGACGUGGCCAGACAACAAGUUUUUGUUGGCGCAAGGGACACCCUAUAUCGUCUGACUUUGGAUUCACUGACGCCUUUGGAACGUGCCGUUUGGACGGCCUCGCCGGAGAAAGCAUCGGUGUGUCAGGACAAGGGUCAAAGUGCACAGGAUUGUCAUAAUUACAUCAAGGUGCUUUUGAGCAACGGAAAGAGUCUCUUCACUUGCGGUACCAAUGCAUUCAGUCCGCUCUGCACGUGGAGAGAGAUCGAGAACAUAAACAAAGUCACCAGCAGGGUCUCGGGCGUGGCCAUGUGCCCUUAUUCUCCGCAUGCUAACGUUACGGCUUUGCUGGCCAGGGGCCCUAGCGGAGGACUCUUUGCAGGUGCGCCAACUGACUUUUCUGGUGCAGAUCCAGCGAUAUACAGAACACUGGCUUCGCCUAAUUUGCGAACGCAUCAAUACGACUCGAGAUGGCUCAAUGAUCCGCAAUUCGUGGGAAGCUUCGAGACCGAGGACCACGUGUACUUCCUGUUCCGUGAAGUCGCCGUCGAGUAUAUAAAUUGCGGCAAGAAAAUUUACUCGAGGAUCGCUCGAGUCUGUAAGAACGAUCAAGGCGGUCAGACUUUGAUGAAAGAUACUUGGUCGACAUUCAGCAAGGCUCGACUCAACUGUUCCUUGCCUGGGGAGUUUCCGUUUUAUUAUGAUGAAAUUCAGGGUGCUGUGUAUCUUCCGGAAGAAGGCAUCAUUUAUGCAACCUUCGCCACACCCAUCAAUGGCAUCGCUGGCUCAGCUAUUUGCGCCUUCAACAUGUCUGCCGUGGCUGCAGCUUUUAGCGGACCCUUCAAGCAUCAGGAAAACAUUGGGGCUGCCUGGGAGAAACGACCUGUUUCACAUCACAAUCGUCAACAUUGCGGUCAACCUUCGAAUAUUCCACCUCAUCAGAUAAUGGACAAUCAAAGAUAUCAAUUGAUGGACGAUGCAGUUCAAGGGAUCACAAUAACGCCCCUGUACACGGUUACGCUUGAAAGGUUUACUCAUAUUGCAGUCGAUGUCACACCGACAAAGUUACAUCGCGGUGUGACGGUUCUUUACGUUGCAACUACAACGGGUCUUAUUAAAAAGAUUUCAGUACUUCCAAGAACUCAAGAGACUUGCAUUAUAGAAGUCUGGGGUCCUUUACCCUCACCGGCUAUGUCUCUACAGUUUCUGAAAGACAGACAAAGUCUCUAUGUUGGAAUGGAAUCUGGUCUCUUGAGAAUUCCUGUUGCUCAGUGUCAUCGACACAGGCGGCGUCAAGCUUGUCUGAAUGCACAGGAGCCAUAUUGUGGAUGGAAUGAACACCUUUUGAAAUGUGCGCCAGCACCGAGUCAAAAUUAUCUUGCUAACCAUUGGCUUCAGGAAGUGACGAAAUGCCCGGUUCUUACUGAUCCUGUUGAUGGAGGCUGGAGUGCUUGGAGUUCCUGGUUACCUUGUCAACAUGGUACAGCUGAACAAUCAUCCACGCAUUUCCAUUCCCACGGGCAUUCUCAUAUGGAAAAUGCAGAAAAUGUGGACACGUGCCAGUGCCAAACUAGAGAAUGUAAUAACCCUCCACCACGACAUGGUGGCAAUGGUUGUGUCGGAUCGAUGGUCCGAGUUCAGAAUUGUACCGUUCACGGAGGUUGGACAACCUGGUCAGCGUGGUCGGGUUGUUCACAAACUUGUGGUUUUGCAAUAAAGACUCGUAGACGUACCUGUACCAAUCCUGCACCUGCAUUCGGUGGUCGAAUCUGUGUUGGUCACGAUCACGACGAAAUUAUUUGCAUUGACUUACCACCCUGUCCAAAACCAGCUAAAGCUGCACCACCGCCACAGAACGGACAGUGGUCAUCCUGGGGCUCGUGGAAUGUUUGUUCAAGACCUUGUAACGGUGGAAUUCGUCUAAGAAGAAGAACAUGCGACAACCCUCCGCCUAGAGAAGGUGGGGCUGAAUGUUCGGGAUGCAGCUUCCAGAUUGAAGAAUGCAAUACUCACCAGUGCACUGAGAUUCGAAGAUAUUCCACUUGGACUCCCUGGCUGACCGUUAACGCCACCACGCAAGCCGGAAACGUUGACUAUACUGAGAAACGUUUCCGGUUCAGUUGCCGAGCUCAAACAGAUGAUCCUUCAAGUUUGCGAAUUCAGCUUGCCAAAGAGGAAGAACGUUACUGUCGAAACGACGGUUCUUGUCUACGGGGACCAACUAAUGGAAACAUCGACACCACCUUGGAAGCUGGAUGGGCUGAGUGGUCCUCUUGGUCUCCGUGUAAUAGACCCUGCAAUGGUGGCUCUCAGCAUAGGGUCAGACAGUGCGACUCGCAACCCUGUGAAGGAGCACCGAUGCAAACAAGGGCAUGCAACGUGCAUGCUUGUCGUGGAACCGGAAGUGGAAUCGGAGACAACGAAGGCCAAUGGUCCUGUUGGACUGAUUGGACGCCGUGCUCGGCGUCUUGUGGUCUUGGUUAUCGUACAAGAAGACGUGAAUGCUUGGGACCAGGACCUUGCGAAGGUACCAGCUUCUCCAGAGAGUCCUGUGAUAUGCCCAGUUGUGAAUGUUUACACGGUUGGGACAACUGGAGUCGUUGGUCACCUUGCGACGGGGACCAACAAUAUCGCAAACGUCAAUGUCUGCUUCAACCAGGGAUUGGAGUAUGCCAUGGACCUAGUCAGGAGGUUCGUGACUGUAAUCCUGAUUGGAUGGAUAAUGAGAUAGCAAGUGCUCUUCCUACCAGCGUAGAGAAGGCUGGUAUUUCCGUUGGCGCUGUCGUCGGAAGUUGCAUUGCCGGCUUUAUAAUUGGUCUAGGGCUUACUGCCAUUUUGUGUUUCUUGUACGUCAGACGCCGGAAGCCACGUGUACCAGGUAGUCCUCAUUACAUCAGCAAGCAAAAUCCGUACGUGACGGUUCCACUCAAGGAGGUAAAUACAAAACGGCAGCCUAGUUUCUCUGGAAGCACCAACGGAAACGGAACUCUUCGCACUAAGAACAAUCCCAACGUCAACGGUCUGGGAAGUCCAAAAUUAUAUCCAAAAAGUUUGGAUUACGAAUCAGCAACUCUGAAACGUAACAGUCAUGGUCAGCCGCAUAUUCGGGCCGACUUGGAUCAGGACAAAUAUUAUUGAAAAGUUUAAACUCAACACAAUAGUAAUAAGCGUUGACUAUAAUAGAUAUAUGUUUUAUUUUUAAUCACAAAUUUUACACAUUUGUUCAUUAAGAGUAUGAACACUUUGUUUAUUCUACUUAAUUAAGAGUAGGCCGCGAUAAUAAUUCAUAUUAAGUGAUAGUUGAGUGUAUCAAAAAGUUUAACUAGAAAAGGUCUCUGAACUCAGCGGAUAGAAAUACUUUGCUUGAAUUUUCAAGUACGGAGACCACUGAUAAGUACCUUGACAAGACAGAGCGUUAAAUUGUCAGUAACUCUUAAUAACAAUUGGCAUCUUGAUUAAUAAGUGCUCUUAAUGGUGUUGCUCAAUAUCCCGAGCCAAGAGCUCGUAGAUGAGAAUAAGAAAUGCAAUUGCCACAUAAACGAAAGAACUCUACGUGUACGAGAUAGCAACAACAAAUGUAUACAACAAAAUGAAUUAAGUAGGAACAAAAGGAUCAGUAUUUUAUUGAAGUAUGAAAUCAGAAAACAAUGUAUGUACGAGAUUAUGCAAUUUUUCGUGGGUCGAUAUGUUAGCCUCCCACAUGAUUACGAGACAAAUUUUUAUAUGAGCGCGAACGAAAUCUUGGUUUCGAGAGGAAUGUUCAUUACUGGAAUGAAUUUUUUUUUAGUUUAUUUUCUUCACUUUCUUUCAUUCUUUCGCUGUAAAUAGAAGAAGGAGGAGCGAACGCUUGGGCAUUUAAAUUUCCGCGCAUCUGUAUAAAGUUCUCUCACGUACUCAUAGUAUUUUGUGUACUCUCGUUAUGUGUUUUAAUUUUAAGUGAGAUACUGUAUGUCGCCUUGAUCGCCAUUCGAAUUCCGUGAUCUUUUUUUUAUAUUUUUUUAAAGCCACUAUCGGAUAUAUAAUUUGAAAAUGUUAUGAACAAUCCAAGCAGGGACGUUAAAAAAAACACUUAUUAAAAUAACAGUGUUAUACAGCUCGCAUUAUAUAUUUUGGAUGAAUUUUUCUUUAAUUCGUAAUUUAUUGCUUGUGUAGGAGAUUUUGGAAAAUUAGUCAAAGAUCACGUGACUGUCAAUGGUCGUCAGGUAGCUCUUUUUGUAGUAGGAGCCGAAAAAGCCAUGAAAUCAAAAAGGUCGUCUGUAUAUAUAUAGUGAUACGCCGAAAAUAAUUUCGAGCUUCCAUUAAACGACGUAGUGCCAUGAUACGGAAUAUUGUAAAUAGUUAAUCGUGUUUUGCACCCGGAAAUAAUCUUAAGAUUCAUCAUUGUAGCCAUAUAUUAUUGAGCCAUGAAAUCAAAUCUAGAUUGAGAGACAUUUUUUUUACGUUUUACGCCAUAGACAAUCUCGAGGUUGAAUUGAUUUCAUGGUUCGGAUAGUAAGAUAAGAAUGCCCAUGAAAAGCAUAGAUCUUUAUAUUUAAUUUUACUGCAUCCCAAUUGGCUCAUAUUGAGUCGCCUAAUGCGUAAGCCUAGUAGCUUUAUAUAACGUGUAAUAACCGGAAGUGACGUAGUAACAUACAUUUAUUAUAUACUUUGUUUUGUCCUUUCUCCUUACAUAUUCCCGUGACAAGUACAGAUACAAGCAACAUCGUCAAGGACGGCGAGAUUUUAUUUUUAUAUUUUCGCAAGAUCUGCCUGUACUUCGCUUCGGCCACAAUUUUAAUAAAGAGGUUUAGUUUUUCGAAA
Molecule: messenger RNA, 5595 nt
Organism: Cephus cinctus (wheat stem sawfly)
Lineage: Eukaryota; Metazoa; Arthropoda; Insecta; Hymenoptera; Cephidae
Gene: Sema5c
Product: semaphorin-5A
Exons: 17
Coding region: 661-3933 (1090 amino acids)
Biological process (GO): positive regulation of cell migration; semaphorin-plexin signaling pathway; axon guidance
Molecular function (GO): semaphorin receptor binding; chemorepellent activity
Source: RefSeq, a predicted model, not a curated record